GAGGCAGAUCCAGGAGCACGAGCAGGAUUCUGCCCUCCGGGAGCAGAUGAGCGGCUACAAGCGGAUGAGGAGACAGCACCAGAAGCAGCUGAUGGCCCUGGAGAAUAAGCUGAAAGCUGAGAUGGACGAGCACCAGCUGAGACUGGGCAAGGAGCUGGAGACCCAACGGAAUAACUUCGGAGCUGAGUGCGAGAAAGUCUGCAAGAAGCAGCAGGCGCUGCUGGAGAAAGAGGGAAAGGCGUCGGGAAUAGACGAGAGGAAGUUCCAGCAACACAUCCUGAGCCAGCAGAAGAAGGAGCUCAGCACCCUCCUGGAGUCCCAGAAACGGCAGUACAAACUGCGCAAGGAGCAACUCAAGGAGGAGUUACAGGAGAACCAGAGCACUCCGAAACGAGAGAAACAGGAAUGGCUGCUGCGUCAGAAAGAGAACCUGCAGCAUUUCCAGGCGGAGGAGGAAGCGAAUCUACUCCGGAGGCAGCGACACUACCUGGAGUUACAGUGUCGACAGUACAGGCGCAAAACACUGCUGUCCCGUCACAACCUGGAACAGGACCUGCUCCGGGAGGAACUGAACAAGAAGCAAACUCAGAAGGAUUUAGAGUGCGCGAUGUUACUGAGACACCACGAGUCCACUCAGGAGCAGGAGUUCCGACACCUGAACGUGGUGCAGCGGACGCGGACUGAGCUGAUCCGCUUGCAGCACCAGACCGAGCUCAGCAACCAGCUGGACUACAACAAGCGGAGGGAGCAGGAGCUGCGGCAAAAGCAUGUGGUGGAAAUACGACAGCAGCCCAAGUGUCUGAAAGUAGGUUCCCGGGGGCAGUCGGACGGUGAAUGUGAGGGCCUGGGAAGGUCCCUGGAGGACGUCGGCCUGGACUGGGGCCCCGGGGAGGGUCCGAGGGUCGGCGGGUCCCUGGAGGACGUGAGACUGGACUGGGGCCCCGGGGAGGGUCCGAGGGUCGGCGGGUCCCUCCUGGGAAGGUCCCUGGAGGACGUCAGCCUGGACUGGGGCCCCGGGGAGGGUCCGAGGGUCGGCGGGUCCCCCCUGGGAAGGUCCCUGGAGGACGUCAGCCUGGACUGGGGCCCCGGGGCGGGUCCGAGGGUCGGCGGGUCCCCCCUGGGAAGGUCCCUGGAGGACGUCAGCCUGGACUGGGGCCCCGGGGCGGGUCCGAGGGUCGGCGGGUCCCCCCUGGGAAGGUCCCUGGAGGACGUCAGCCUGGACUGGGGCCCCGGGGAGAGGGGCAGUGGGGAUGGCCCCCCCUCCGAGGUGCCUUACUUUGAGCUGCAAUCGUCUGGGCCUGCCCCCGGCUCCCGCCCCCACCGCCGCCGCCGCCCCCUCCCCUCGGCCCACUCCUUCCCGGACGCCUACGAGGAGGGGCUGGAGCUGCCGGACGUGGAGGACCCGCGCCUGCUGGAGCCGCCCGCCGGGGCCUCGGGUCCGCUGGCCCAGCUGCCGGCAGCCCCCCACCUCCUGGGCGCCUCGCUGGCCCUGCUGGUGGUCUCCUGCCCCGGCUCGCUGCUCCCCUUCGCCCUCGCGGUGGCCCUGCUGGUCCUGGCGCGGGCGGUCGGGGGCCUGAGCGCGCUAGGCCUCGGCUGCCGCCUGUCGCUCCGCUACGUCCCCGCCCUGCUGGGGGCGGCAUGCUUCCUCACCUCCCCGGGGCUCUUCCUGCCCCUCUACCUGCUGAUGGUGCUGGUGGUCCAGCCCGCCCGCCCCUGGGCCGAGGCCCUGCCCAGGAGAGGCCGCCGGCUCUGGGUGCGGCUGCUGCUGCGCCUGCCCAGGCCGCUUUUCCAGGCCGUCCAGCGCUGCGGCCUGGCCGACGAGCGGAGCCUCUUCUCCCUCUUCCCCAAGGCCGGCCGGGGGCGGCCCAGCAGCCGCCUGCCCGUCCCUGUUCCCACCCCCGGCCGGCGCCGGGCCUCGGCCGGGGGCCUGCGGGCCCGGGCGUCAGGCCUGGCGGCCCGGCUCGCCCGGCGGCUCCGCCGGCGCCUGGCGUCCGCCCUGCUGGGCCGGGCCGCUGCCGUCCGGCCCGACGGGCCCAGCCGCAUCCCCCGGCUGCUGCCCAGGGAGCGGCGCCGGGCCGGGGUCCGGCCGAGGCCCGGGGCGAGGCCCAAGGAGCAGGCCCGCAGCUCGGUCCGGCGCUCGGGCGUCUGGAUCCCUUAA
Messenger RNA from Carcharodon carcharias (great white shark), 2158 nucleotides. Its product is annotated as serine/threonine-protein kinase TAO2-like. The coding region runs from base 47 to 2158 and encodes 703 amino acids. The record is from RefSeq and is a predicted model, not a curated record. The transcript is spliced from 4 exons. Lineage: Eukaryota; Metazoa; Chordata; Chondrichthyes; Lamniformes; Lamnidae.